This is a messenger RNA of Ochotona curzoniae (black-lipped pika), 812 nucleotides long. It is a transcript of the gene ABRACL, whose product is annotated as ABRA C-terminal like. The coding region runs from base 165 to 410 and encodes 81 amino acids. The transcript has 3 exons. Gene Ontology annotation, biological process: regulation of actin filament-based process. Lineage: Eukaryota; Metazoa; Chordata; Mammalia; Lagomorpha; Ochotonidae. The record is from RefSeq and is a predicted model, not a curated record.
UUCUUUCCCCCCAGCCCGCUCCUCCUCCCUCUCCUCCACCGCGGGCUUCCUCUGGGCCACCUCCACUUCCUUCCCCUCUGGUGCACUGCGAAGAUCGCCGGGGUCGGGACCCACGUGGCGCCCUGUUCUUCACCGCAAAAAGAGAAGGCUGCGUAGAGGUAACAAUGAAUGUGGACCAUGAAGUUAACCUCUUAGUGGAGGAAAUUCAUCGUCUGGGUUCAAAAAAUGCUGAUGGGAAGAUAAGCGUGAAAUUUGGGGUCCUCUUCCAGGAUGACAAGUGCGCCAAUCUCUUUGAAGCCUUGGUGGGAACGCUCAAAGCCGCGAAGCGAAGGAAGAUUGUUACAUACCCCGGCGAGCUGCUCUUACAAGGUGUUCAUGAUGAUGUCGACAUAACACUGCUGCAAGACUGAUGUGGUUGCCUGAUUUUGUGCAUUGUCCCCUUUUGUUUCUGGUAAACUGGAAUAUGCGGCCAAAGGAUCAAGCUAGGAACAUGCUUGAUGUAUUUUUAUAGAACUUUGUAAACAAAAGGAGACUUGCAUUUUAUCGAUCUGUUCGUUUUUAUAUCUUGAAACAAAUUGAUGUAUCACAUGUAUUACACUGUAAUAUAAAAGCCUAUUAUUUUUCUCAGGAAUCUGGUAGGGAAAUUGUAGACACAAACUUUUUUUUUUGGUUGUGGGGGAAGUGUGUUUGUUUCAUAAAACAUUCUUAGAAAAUUUCUAGAGAUUUUGGAGACUCUCUCAAGGAAGCCCACUGAGGACCAGUUCCCACAAGGAAUGUUCUGUUUAUGUAAUAAAGACAUGUGAUGUCGUAAA